Molecule: messenger RNA, 1833 nt
Organism: Rhodofomes roseus
Lineage: Eukaryota; Fungi; Basidiomycota; Agaricomycetes; Polyporales; Fomitopsidaceae
Exons: 12
Coding region: 1-1833 (610 amino acids)
Molecular function (GO): UDP-glycosyltransferase activity
Source: RefSeq, a predicted model, not a curated record
AUGUCUGAAGCUGAAUCUGUGCCUACUGGGUCACACCUCGUUCUGUUUGCCUACGAGGCCUGGGGCCACGCCCGCCCACUUUGUAACUUAGCAGCUCGGCUGGCGCAGGGUGCUGAAGGCACGACUGUGACUUUCCUCACCACACCAGCCUUCUACGACCGCGUCAAUUCGGAGCUCCUCCGUAACUUUGACGCGGAUGAGCCUCAUCCUCUGGAUCGUAUCAGAGUCAUUGCCCUGAACAACCCAGGCGCACAUGCGCUCGACACGGAGGGGCUGCAUGAGGCCUUCGCUGAAGCGCUCGAGAAGCUGGUGAAGGGCUUGCCUCUACAGUGUGUCCACACAGGGACCACAUACAACGCGGUUCCUCGUCCCAAGGCUGUCAUAAUCGACUUCUUCGGCCUGCCGCUUCUCCAGGCCGUGCGCCGGCUCAGCGGACCAGACCAGCCAAUCAAGGUCUUCGCGUGGAUUGCGGCAGCAGCAUCCAUCAUGUUCCGGAUGUCUGCGCCAGAGCGGUUGGGCGGGAUCGGCGACCUUCUUGCGAAGAGUGCUGAGGAGGCCACCCUCAAGCAGGUGGAAAUAGCGGAAGCCGCAGGAGACAUCGCGUAUGGAACCUCCGGCACCGUGGUAAAUAUUCCGGGCUUGCCGCCUAUGUACGACUACGAGAUCGAGCCACAGACGUCCAUGGGAGGCAAGGCGCUGAAUGGAGGUUUAUGCCUCCUGACAUACCAAGUUUUGAACGCUUGCGAUGGUAUCAUCCACGCCAGCCCUGAGUGCUACGAGCCGGGGACCAUAGCCGCUCUGCGACAGUGGAUGGUGGAGACGACCCGCCCCUUGUAUUGCGCUGGACCGAUGGUUGCGCUCGGUACACGUGCUGAAGACGUAGAGAAGCAGCAGUCGGAUAAUACUGCAGGGAUCGACGACUUCCUGGCGUCCACCUUGAGCCGCUACGGUGAACGUUCUCUCUUAUACAUAUCAUUUGGGACGGUAUAUUGGCCCAUGGAGCCGGAGAAGAUCUGGGCUUUCUUGAACGCCGUGUUGGACCUCAAGAUACCAUUCCUCAUAAGCCACGCGUCCCCUUACUUAAACGUUCCCUCGGGGAUGGCGGACAAGGUCAAGCAGUGUGGUCACGGUCUUCUUACCAAAUACACGCCGCAGCAGCAUAUUCUGCAUCAUCCGGCAACUGGGUGGUUCCUGACGCAUUGCGGCCACAACAGCACUAUUGAGGCGAUUUGUGCCGGCGUGCCGAUGAUAUGCUGGCCGUUCUUCUUCGACCAGCCGCUGAACUCACUGCACCUGACACAAAACCUGGGCGUCGCCUACGAGCUGUUCAACGUGCGCACCGGGUCUGGCUUGAGACCUGUCCACCGCCUUGGCAAGGCGCCCGAAGGCACGCCGGAUUCUGUCAAGGAAGAGGCGCGGGAGGUGCUGAGUCUCGCUUUCGGCGAGGACGGCAAACGCAAACAAGAGAAGAUGCAGGCUCUCCAGCAGAAAGUCCUCGAUGCUCGAUCCAAGCAAGGCGCCUCUACCCGUGACAUUCAGGCAUAUAUUGGGCACACUAUGACGACGACAUUGAUGCACCCCACAGUCUUCCAUCCUCCGACUUCUCGCUCAAUAUUUGCGCGCUCGGGCUGGGACGAUUCCGAGCAAGCCGUAUUCGCGCCGCAAUGCGAAUCAGCUGACCGCGUCUUCGGGCGAAUUCACAUGGCCGGCUGCCUCGGGCGAUCAUGCACAGUGCGGGGUGCAUAUAAGUUCCCCGCAUUCCCCUGGACAGCCAUCUCCGGCCUAUCCAUCGCUCUCGGGGCAUGUCUGCACGAAUACGUUAUGCAGAACUAA